AUGGGCCCAAAGACAAAACGUUUAUGGCAGCCUGGGAAGCACAACGUCGUGUGUUCCUCCCACUUUAAAGACACAGAUUACAAGAUCACACUAUCAGGUGAAUGUCCAAGACUGAAGAAGGGAGCAGUGCCUUCCAUUUUCCCUUUUGCCCUUUCAUUAACAAAUGAUGAGAGUCCAAGGUGUCAGAGGAAAAGGAAACGAGAAGAAGCUUCAAAUGAGCACCACGAUUGUACGGAUGUUCUGAAUACGAUAGAAGUGGUCGAUACCCCUGAGAUUCAAUCCUCUUCUACAACUGAGGCAAUCGAUGAAGGUCAUGUUUUUUUCAAUUGUCUUGGACCUUGUGUUUUUGAGCUUUUUCGACACACAACUCUUAUGGAUCCUAAAGAUCAGCUUUUUAUGGUUCUGAUGAAGCUCCGACAGGCCAAAGAAGAUAUUGAGUUAGCUCUUUUUUUCGGCAUUUCUGAGUCCUCCAUAUCUCGUAUCUUCAACACAUGGCUAAAUUUUAUAUAUUUUCAACUUAAAGAAUUAUGCAUAUGGCCAUCAAGAGAUGUGAUUCAACAGUUCAUGCCUUCUGAUUUUGGAAAGAAAUUUCCUAACACGCGAGUCAUUCUUGAUGCUACAGAACUUCCGAUUAACAAGCCAUCAAAUGUGAAUGCCCAGAGUAUAACAUGGUCUGCAUACAAACAUAAAAAUACAUUGAAAACCAUGAUAGGUUGUACUCCAAGAGGUGCGGUAAGUUUCAUAUCCAAAGCAUAUGGAGGAUCAGCAAGUGAUCGACAGAUAAUUGAAAAUUCUGACCUUCUGAAUCCAGACCUGAAAAUGUUUGAAAAGGGAGAUAGUAUUAUGGCUGAUCGUGGCAUAAUGGUGCAAGACCUGUUUGCUUCCCAAGACGUGUACGUUAACACCCCAACAAUGUUGAAAGGGAAGUCACAACUGGAUCCUGAGGAAGUUAUCCGUGAUAGACGAGUGGCAUCAAAGCGAAUUCACAUUGAGCGUGUUACAGGGCUAAGCAAGGGCUUCAAAAUAUUGAGGCACCCUCUACCUCAAAGCAAAUUGCACCUUGGUUCUAGAAUUGUUUAUGUUUGCUUUGCAAUAUCCAAUUUCAGGAAAUCAAUUGUUGAUAAAAAUGCUUAA
Messenger RNA from Saccostrea cuccullata (small rock oyster), 1134 nucleotides. RefSeq lists its product as uncharacterized. The transcript is spliced from 3 exons. Bases 1 to 1134 code for a protein of 377 amino acids. The record is from RefSeq and is a predicted model, not a curated record. Lineage: Eukaryota; Metazoa; Mollusca; Bivalvia; Ostreida; Ostreidae.